AUGGCUUCGUCUUUCUUUGCUUAGGUCACGGGUUUCCUCCGGUUUUCCUCUCCCCUCUUUUGCCACUAUAUAUCUCUCUCCCUCUGGCUCUUUCUCUUUCCUCUUAUUUAGUUAUUAGAACACGAUUUCCCCCCUCAUUCAAAGCCCUCAUUCCUUUCUCGUGCUCCUCUUUCUCUUCUUCUCUGAGUCUGAAAUUCUCAAAAGAGUAUCAGAGAGAUAAAGGGAGGAGGCCUUUUGUUUCUCUCCCUUUUACUUCAGUGCUCAGACUUAAGUUCCUCUUGCUGGCUUCUGCUGAUCUUUUAGACAAAACCCGUAUUUCUUUCCAUUUGGGUUUGCUCUGUUCUUCUCUUUUUUUUUUUUUUUUCUUGUAUUGGGUACUGGGUAGAAGAGGAGUACUUCCUCUUCCUUCAAGGUUAAGGUUUCUUCUCUGUUUCCUCUGUUUUAGUUCCAAAAGAAAUCUGUUUUCUCUCUGGUAGGAGAUGGGGUUCCCAGAAAAGUCACACGUAGAUGGAGAGUCAGAAGGCAAGAAAUGGGUCACUGCUGGAAUUUCAUUGCGAACUCCGUUAAGGCCAAUAAAUACGAACCCGAGGGAGGACAACGACGAAGAGGAAUGUUCGACAACACCGACGGCCUCUGAAGCGAGGAUACCAGAGAGGUUGCCAUGCCCGCCGGCUCCAAGGAAGCGUAGGCCUUCUUCAAAAUGCCAUUUUAACGGCGUUAGGGAGUUCUUUACCCCGCCAGACCUAGAAUCUGUAUUUAUGCGCCAUGCCCAGAAAGCCAAGUGAGUUUCGUUCAAGGGAGGAAAGGUCCGCCCUUAUUGUUGUUGUUCCUUUUCUUCUUCAUUCUUCCCUCUUUUGCAAUCUCUUCUCUAUUCUUCAUGGCAGAGGGAAGUUGAUGUACAGAAGCUAUGAUAUAUGAAAUGCUUUUAAGUUUUGGCUCACGAGGUUCCAAUGCAGAGUGUAUAUUUGAGUUGGGACCAAUGGUUCAAGCAUGGUGAAAAGCUGCAGACUCUCUAUAGAGAGAGCAGUAUGCACACAACUAUCUGCCACUGCAAAACUAUGUUUGUAUUUGUAUGUUGGAAAUUUAGAAUGGGGUCUUGUAGCAUUUGCUUAAUAUUUCUUUGAA
Molecule: messenger RNA, 1125 nt
Organism: Nelumbo nucifera (sacred lotus)
Lineage: Eukaryota; Viridiplantae; Streptophyta; Magnoliopsida; Proteales; Nelumbonaceae
Source: RefSeq, a predicted model, not a curated record